UUCCACAACACGGAAGUGCGGUGCAGCGUUCAGUUUCUCCAGAAAUAAAUGUUUCUCUUUGCCACAGACUGCUAAAUUACAUCUAGCUCCAGUUAUGAAAGUGAAUGUCAGUAGCUUAAUGUAAGAGUGUAUAUUGCCAUUCAAGUGUUAAAGAAAAUUCACGGAUAUAACRAGUUUGGGACAUAUCUAAUCUGUUGAUGGUGUAUGUUUUCCAAAUGCUUUCCAUUAAUCAUCAGCACCAUGGAACCCACAGCUUCUGGAAUGUUCUGUAACAGAAUGCUUAGCAUGGUAAACUCUGAGGAUGUCAACGCCAUUAUCCAAGCCCAGAGGCACAUGCUGGACCGCUUUGAGAAGACCAAUGAGAUGCUGAUCAACUUCAAUGGACUUUCCAACGUGCGGCUGCAGCAGAUGAACGAACACUUCCUGCUUCACACGCGCACCCUGGUGGAGAUGAAGAAGGACUUGGACAGCAUCUUUAGGAGAAUCAGGACUUUAAAGGGCAAGAUCGCCAAGCAGUACCCAGAGGCCUUCAGCAACGUCCACGAGUCGCCGGUCCUGGAGGACGACGAGUUUGAUCCCAUCCCGCCCAGUGUCGCCACGAUGAUCGCCGCCACCAUGUCGGGGCAGAGCACCGAGUCAUGUGACACGAGCCCCGACGUCAUUUCCCCGAAUGUAAGCCGGUUUUCCGAAGACCUCUCCCAGGAGCAGGCCGACACGCCCACCUCUGACCAAGGCCUGCCUAGCCCUGAAACGGACAUGCUGAGGGACGAGGGCCCCGACUCAGUGCCUGCAGAGUAAGCCCAGGCUUAGGGCUCUACUCAGUACCUGAAGAGUAGAGCCUUCGUAACCCAGGCCUAGGGUUCUACUCAGGGCUGGCAGAGUAGAGCCUCCGUAACCCAGGCCUAGAGCUCUACUCGGUACCCGUAGAGUAGAUAGAAGCAGCAGCAGGUCAAUGUGAUUGAUUUGGCUUUUGGAGUUUUGACCAGUUAUCUGGUUUGUCGGUUCUGAAUCAGAAGCUGAUUUGAUGGUCAGGAUUUAAACCAGCACACUGACUACUGUUCACCUGUAACCGCCAAGAUUGUGUUCAAAGAUCCCUUUUGUAGACACGCUUGUCCAUCACUCGCCACUAACAAUGAAGAAGAUACUUGAAUCUGUGUUCAAGUACUGAAUCCUUAAUUACUGACCACAGGAGGACUGCACCCAGCUAGUCAUUUGUUUGUGUUUGUGUGCACAGGAGUCUCUCAUUAAUAAUGGUUGAGCUUGGAAAUAUUCACUCAUUUAAAGAGGUAGUGAGCUUUGUUGGUCAUGGGUAAGCCUAUUGCAAGCCAGCUAAUCGCAAUAGUACGGCCUACCAAAAUAUGGUUAMAUUUUUUAGUAACACACCUCAGUGUUAUUUACCCUAUUAAAACUAGAGCCUGACCGAUAUGGUUAUUUGGGUCUGAUUUUUGAGGGACAAAACCUACCGAUACGGAUAUAUCURCUGAUAUACUGUUUUACAGCAGGGAAAUGAAAGUGUCAUUUUCCACAUUGAAUUCUCCUAAAUUGCCAUUCAGAAGAGCAGUUGUCCAAGAAAUAUGCUGCUAAUGUUGAUUUCUUACAUUGUGACAUGAUGAGAAUGGCCGCAAACAUUCAGAUCAGCUUGAGAUACCCUUUUUCCCCCAUCCUAUUUAUUGAAUAUUACUUAUCAUGGAAUUAUCGGCUGAUACCGAUAAAGCGUUAAAAUGACAAUAUCAGCAGAUCAUUUCGGCGACGCAAUAUAUCGGUCAGCUUCUAAUUGAAACCUCACCACCGCAGACUUUUUUUGUUUAACAUGCAAAAUGUGUUAGUUGCUGCAUGGAAGAGUUCAGUAUUAUUGUUUUCCGUUGUUUCUCAGAUAUGCAUUUUAUUUUGUUGGGAUGACUUGAGCUCGAGUGCUAGGCUACAUUGUAAAUGACCUCUCGGUGCAGUGGCUAACUUAAGCUUUCUAAGUCUUUAUCUGUAUCAUGAUUACGGUAAAUGUUACGUAACAACUUGAAUGCUAAAUUAUAGUAAUUGGUUUGUUUAACAAUUAAAAUACUUGAAAUAUGACCCCCCCCCCCAACAAAUAAAACCCUCCAGCUUUUAAUGUAUCUUUUAGAAGAGGCGGGGCAUCAGACGGGUUGCCUCCCACAGUGGACCAAUGUUCCAGCCAUAGGUAUGGGAUUUUCGAGACUAGCUGAGCGUCGUUCCGUAGCACAUGCACAGAAGGUACAGGGUUUUAGCUAUUGGGAAGAGGUGUCCAGAGAGAGGUCAMGCAGCCACUCUGCCAAAACAGAAUAAAAUGUGCUCCCUUGCCACAUUGAAAAGGGUUAGAUUAGUAGCCCCAGGUGAUCAUUCUGAGAAGACAAUUAUCUCUGGUUGUAAUGAAAAUAAACUUCAACACUGAUGAUCUUAAUGCGACACAGAUUAAAGAUUUUACACWAAUUUGACCCUAAUCGACCUUCAUCAGGAUUUAUUUUCUGGUUGUGAAUCAAUGUUGAUUUCUUACAUUGUGACAAGAAUGACAUGAGAAUGGCCACAAGCAUUCAGAUCAGCUAUUUAUUGAAUAUCAGUUAUUGGUGGAAUUAUCGACCGAUAUAGCGUUAAAAUGCCAAUAUCGGCCGAUAAUGUCGGUGAUGCAAUGUAUUGGUCAGGUUCUAAUGGAAACUCAACUUCUGACAGACCUAAUAUCAUGGGGAUUAAGAGACUUUGUAUUUGAGCUGAACACUGCACCUUGCCAUCAAUAACCCGCAAUACUAAUCGGCGCUAUACUGCGUUUGCACUACACUGUAUAUGUACUGUAUAUAUUUAUUAAGUCCACAUCCCUUCCUCUGCAUAUCCCCUCUGUAAAUUGUAUAUCCUCACUGUAAAUCAUCUACUCCA
Salvelinus sp. IW2-2015 is the source of this 2880-nucleotide messenger RNA. Its product is annotated as kxDL motif-containing protein 1-like. Gene Ontology annotation, biological process: lysosome localization. The record is from RefSeq and is a predicted model, not a curated record. Gene Ontology annotation, cellular component: BORC complex. NCBI's taxonomy places the organism in Eukaryota, Metazoa, Chordata, Actinopteri, Salmoniformes, Salmonidae.